GCUGAUCAGUUGGACAGUAUGCUGAAGGGCAGGUUGUUCUUGCGAGGAGCACCAUUGCAGCGCUAGCAGCAAUAUGACGAAGUGUACAUCCUACAGACUACCUAUAACUAGUUUAGUGACCAGUAAACCUGUGAUAUAACCACAACUUCAGUCAUCCCUGCGGUAUUGACCAGAAGUCAUUAGUUGUUAACACUUGGCACUGACUUGCAGAACAGGUAGAACCGUGACUGUACAUCGGACAGAAGAACCUACAACACCAUGACAAACGGUCCCCCACCCUCCCAAGCAGGUCCCUCACAAUUCCAGUCCAACCCAUCUGAAACAGUGCAACAGUAAACCCUACCUCGCAGCUUCAGUCUGUACAGUAUGGACCAGCGACUCAAGGACAAAAUCCUCAAGGAUACUACGCGAUGAGCUACACACCCGGUGGGUGGCAAAACGCGUGGCAAGUCCCCUCUUACCCGUACAUGGCUUCCGGUAGUGUACCAGGCCAGCAGACACACUACACUCAGGUUCCCUAUGCUCAAUAUCAACCUCCUGCGGCUGUGACCUACCAGCCGCGCCAAAGGAAUAAGGUUGCACCAAGACCGCGUUCGCCGACACCAGAGCCUGAAUUACAUCGCCAUUGGGAUGAGGUCAUACGGUCGUUUUUGAAGAAAGUUGGGAUGAAUCAGGCUUUGAAGGGGUUCGAGGAUGAUAUGGUAGUUAUGAAUGCAGAUUGGGAAAGGCAGAAGGUUCCUGGUGCUAUUGGGGAUUUAAUGAAGGAUCUUAUGAACUUGGGAAAAUCGAAAUCCAACGAAACACUCCCAGAACGACCACUGGAAGAACGAAAGCUCGAUUAUCUGCAUCUCUCUAGCGGUGCUGAGCCCCAGUCUCAGACGUCGAUAACAAAAUCAAUAUCCCAAUUUCUCGCGCAAAAUCGCGCGAGGAAUGACGCCUCUAACCGCACAGAGUUUCUUGAAUCUCUCGCUCAAAAGAGACGGCGACUAAAUCUUGAUCCAGACAGUACCGAGCACAUACCGUCCUGCGCACGAACAGAUGCAAAGCACCUCGACCGUGACGUGCAGAUGAAAUAUGACAUUGCAAAGAAUGAAGAUGGACCUCUCCGACGAACCAUGAAAGGUGUAACCAGUGACAAGGGCAGGCAGGCAGAGCUUCUCGCGCUACAUGAUGACGCAGAAGGCGACCAGCAACCUGCAACAGAUCAAAGGGUGAACAAUAUCGAAGAGCAUCUUGCAGUCCGCUAUGUCCCUGCUCCACCACGAACGCUUCUGUCCCGUCUCCGACUGCUUGAGGACCAUAUCAUGCAGCUCGAGAAGGAUUACCCGCCGUGGGCUGCUUUACAUUUUAAUCAGCCAAAUCGCGGUUGGCCUCCACCUCCACGCCAGACCCCAAUUAUAGUUCCGUCACACAUUACAACCGCGACAAAAGACCCCAAGACUGAUGCUCCGCAACAAGAGCUAUCUUCUUCCAGCCCUUCUGAAGAGACGUCACAAACAAAAGUCAAGAACAAAAAUAAAUCUAGUUUACACCGAGCGGUGAUGGAGAAACUGGAAAUACAAAAGGCGAUGAGUGAUCUUGCAGGGAUUCGCAAGUCCAGUUGACAUAUGCCAAAGGAUUAAUGGGGUUGGCGAUCACCAAGUUGGAAAAAUCCAGGAACAUAGUUCCGGGUUUGAGAAUAGGACGGCCUAUGUAUAUGAUCGGCAGGAAUGCGCUCUUCGUGUUCCAUCCGCAGUCGCCCUCGAACCUCCUAUUCCACAGCUUUUCUCCCUGCCCUGGGUCUGGAGCUAAAAAUAAACAGGAUUUUUGAGGUUGGUUCAACCGAGGCUGGGGUCGGGUGGUGCCGACAAACACCUUGCUUGCUCCAUUGCCCCGGCAGCACAUAACGACCGGAGCACGUAGAUGGCACAAUGUUGAGACGACUUGACACAAUGAUCUAACGUCCCUGUCCAUAACCGUUUCCGCGGAUAUAUAUUAUAUAUUGCUGUUGUCGAGCUUGCCCGCCUCAUGGUACAUAGAUGUUGUA
This is a messenger RNA of Suillus clintonianus, 2026 nucleotides long. RefSeq lists its product as uncharacterized. NCBI's taxonomy places the organism in Eukaryota, Fungi, Basidiomycota, Agaricomycetes, Boletales, Suillaceae. The coding region runs from base 411 to 1604 and encodes 397 amino acids. The record is from RefSeq and is a predicted model, not a curated record. The transcript has 6 exons.